AUGUCUUCUAGUCUUGUUCGCGUCUUUCCCAUUGAUGGCUUUGAGCGACUCCCAGUAAAUAAAAAAAUCGAAGAGAAAGAGAUAAUAGGUUACAAGCCGGAAAAGUUCUAUCCGGUGCGGUUGGGCGAGGUAUUCAAACACAGGUACCAAGUACUCGCAAAGCUUGGCUUUGGCACAUCAUCUACUGUUUGGCUUUGUCGCGAUCUAGACGUCCCGGAUUCAUCAGUAUUCGAAAAGAUUGAGCAAUUGGAGCUAGAGCAUCCGUUGGCCCGCAAGAUCCUUCUGGACCGUGUUAUCUACCUGCACUACGAUAUGCCCAUAUUAAGUGGCACACCGAUUCUCUGUGAUUUCGGCGCUGCUAGAAUAAGCGAGAGGCACUCUGGAGAUGUAAUGCCCGCCCUGUAUCGAGCUCCUGAAGUCAUCUUGAAUAUGCAAUGGAGCUCCAAGAUAGACAUAUGGUCUGUUGGAGUGAUGUUUGGGGAUCUUUUUGAAAAGCAUAAUUUUUUCCAUCCCAUCAAAAAGGGGCCCCUGGAGGAUAAAUUGCCCUUGGCCCAGGGGGGCCCCCCCCCCCCCCCCCCCCAGGACCCCCACCACGAAGCUCCAGAGAGCGAAGCGAGAUGUGCCGUCAGUACUGGGAUGCAGAAGGAAUGA
Sclerotinia sclerotiorum 1980 UF-70 is the source of this 651-nucleotide messenger RNA. RefSeq lists its product as hypothetical. The transcript is spliced from 4 exons. Lineage: Eukaryota; Fungi; Ascomycota; Leotiomycetes; Helotiales; Sclerotiniaceae. Bases 1 to 651 code for a protein of 216 amino acids. Gene Ontology annotation, biological process: protein phosphorylation. Gene Ontology annotation, molecular function: ATP binding; protein kinase activity. The record is from RefSeq and is a predicted model, not a curated record.